Messenger RNA from Teleopsis dalmanni, 735 nucleotides. RefSeq lists its product as uncharacterized. Lineage: Eukaryota; Metazoa; Arthropoda; Insecta; Diptera; Diopsidae. The transcript is spliced from 3 exons. Gene Ontology annotation, biological process: transcription by RNA polymerase III. Gene Ontology annotation, cellular component: transcription factor TFIIIC complex. Bases 202 to 657 code for a protein of 151 amino acids. The record is from RefSeq and is a predicted model, not a curated record.
UCGUAAAACCGAAUACGAAGUCUAAACAUCAAGGAAUACUUGUACAAAUAUUCUUUUGUUUAUAUCGUGCUGGAGAAAUGAACGCCUAACAACUUUAACUGGCAACUCUUCUCGUUUUAAAUCGAAACGUCAAAAUUUGUGACGAAGCGUGGAAUGUUAUAAAAUAUAACAAAAUAUUUGUAUAUUGUUUUGAUUAUAGUAAUGAGCGACUCCGAAUAUGAAGAUGAAGAUUCUUAUUUAGUUUUCGCAGACUUUCAAAAUCAGUUAUUGAAACAUGAAGUUGAAGACUGUAAACAAGCAAUUAAAAUAAUUGGAUUAGAAACGAAAAAUCCAAUUGCAGAAAUAAAGGGCAACAUAUUUAAAGGUAAUUUUGACUUUGCCUUGGCUACUAAAGUGUUUUUCAGUGAUGAUUGUGCGGAAAACGUUGCAGCUGAUACACUUUUUGAAACUUCGUCUCCACAAAUGUACUCGUAUAUGGGAAAAACGAACAAAAUUAUAAAAUUUGAAAGAAUGUUUAUAGGCGAAAACACUAAUAUUGAAGAUAAUUCAAGUUACACAAACAAAAAUAUACUGGAAGAUAAAAGUACUGAACAAAAUAUUAAAUUAAAUAUAUCAUAUACUGAAGCUAUUAAGACUUUUCCAGAAGAUAGACAAUAAUUGUAAACAAAAGUAAUGGAAGAAAUAAUGGGAGUUGAAAUGGCUCCUCCCAUUUCGCUUAAUGAUUUUUUCGUAAAC